Molecule: messenger RNA, 2661 nt
Organism: Gambusia affinis (western mosquitofish)
Lineage: Eukaryota; Metazoa; Chordata; Actinopteri; Cyprinodontiformes; Poeciliidae
Product: regulator of telomere elongation helicase 1-like
Exons: 16
Coding region: 1-1908 (635 amino acids)
Biological process (GO): telomeric loop disassembly; negative regulation of DNA recombination; regulation of double-strand break repair via homologous recombination
Cellular component (GO): nucleus
Molecular function (GO): DNA polymerase binding; DNA helicase activity; nucleic acid binding
Source: RefSeq, a predicted model, not a curated record
AUGAACAUUUUCUCCAACCUUAGCCGGGUGGUUCCUCAUGGCCUCUUGGUGUUUUUUCCUUCCUUCCCUUUGAUGGAGAAAACUCUGGAGUUUUGGAGGGCCAACGGACACACAGAUCGCAUCGAGAACAUGAAGCCCAUGUUUGUUGAACCCAAAGGGAAAGGAACCUUCAAUGAGGUUAUUGAUGGGUAUUACAACAAAGUGAAUGAUCCAGUGUCUAAAGGAGGAAGCUUCUUUGCCGUCUGCCGUGGGAAGGCUAGUGAAGGUUUGGAUUUUGCAGACACCUUUGGCCGGGGCGUCAUCAUCACCGGCCUGCCGUUUCCUCCUAAGUUUGACCCACGAGUCAUCUUGAAGAUGCAGUUUUUGGACGAAAUGAGCAGAAAAAAAUCCCCAGGAAUGAGGUACCUGUCAGGUCAGGAGUGGUACAAGCAGCAGGCCUUCAGAGCAGUGAACCAGGCCAUCGGGAGAGUUAUCCGCCACAAGGAGGACUACGGAGCCAUCUUUCUCUGUGAUCAAAGGUUUAAAAGCUCUGAUGCCAGAGCUCAGCUUCCAUCCUGGGUCAAGCCGUACGUUCGCCUCUACGACAGAUUUGGGAAUGUUGUCCGUGAUGUGUCUCAGUUCUUUCGGGUUGCACAGAAAAUAAGGCCUGUUGUGGUGAAGAUGCCUACAGUAGAAAAUCUUCCAACCGAAUGCUCAUCAAACACUCCCAGUUUGUCCUCCGGCGCUGCCUCUGAAAGUUACCACACCCAGAAAGCAAAGGCUCUGGAUGCACACCUUCCCAGCCUCAAGAGAAGAAAACUGGAUGAGCAGAGCAGAGCUAACGGAGUGGCUAAGCUGUGCAUCGCCUAUGAGAGUGAGGUGCAGGACAAUCAGAGGAAACCAACCAACCUGCUGGACGCUCUGGAGAGAGGUGACCGGUGCUGGGAGGACGACAAGAACGAUGAGGAGAAGGCCAGCCGCUUGUCCACCUUGUCCCUCCAAUAUGACAAGAAGAUGGAGGACGAGUUACGGGGAGGGAAGCGGAAAAUCAAGCUGAUUCAGGAACAGAAAGCGAGUGUCUCUGAGGAUGGGUCAGAGGAGAGUAAGGCCAGCAGGGCCAAACAGUUCCUGGCCGACAUGAAGAAGUCUCUGAGCAAGGUGAGCUUCGACCACAUCGUCCAGGCUCUGCAGAGCUACAAGAAGACAGACGACCUGAGCGUCCUGCUGACAGAGACGGCUGUCUUGGUUGAAGACCCCAACACUCACAGCCUGUUCCGAGGGUUCUACCAGUUUGUUCGUCCACAUCACAAAAAGACGUUUGAUGAGAAAUGUCAGGAGCUGGUGGGUCAGGGCUGUGGGUUCAAACCGGAGCACUCGCUGUCUAAGGAGAAGAAAGCUGAGAUUCUGCAGACUGCUGUAGAUCACCCAGCGGUGGGAGCUGUGAGCUCCAGGUCCACGUGCAGUCAGCUCGACACUCAGCAGCUCAACAGAGGAGGACGCCACCUGAGUCAGCAGGGAUUAAGAGCAGCUCCAUCUGGUUCUGACCAUAAGCACGAGACCCACGCUGCCUUCCUGGCCGAAGUAAAGCAAGCCCUGGGACCUGAAAGGUCCGCCCAGCUCUUCCAGGCCAUCCACGGCUACAAGAAGACGGAGGACUACGAAAGCCUGGUGACCACCGUGGUGAGCUUAUUCACAGAGAGGGAUGAGAACUUCCACCUCCUCAUCAGGUUCGGUGUGUUUGUUCGCCCUCGCCAUAAGAAGCAAUACAAAGAGAUGCUGGAUGCUCUGAUUGGUCAGCCCGUGUCAGCCGCUGACAGUCCUGCUGUGAGAGAGGAGCGGCCCUCUGCAGUUCCUCUCUCACCACCUCUGAAGACUCAAAGCAAGAUUUCCAGUUUUUUCUCCAACAGUGGAAGAAAGUCUGAUUCUUGAAACUGGAGUUUUGUUUCAGAUCAGCUACAGCAGCCUGGACCUGUUUUCCUCUGUGAGGAAAGCCAAUGAAAAUUCAACUUUUCCAUGUUUUCCGCUUGAUUAAAAUGAAGAAACCGUCUGUGGACAAUGCUGAAACCUGGAGUUUUUUCAGCAAAUGUUUCCCAAAUUAGGAUCCGCAUAAUUCUGGAAGUUUACAUGUUGUCCACAUCGAUGUGUUUUUCUUCCCUUCAGGUUGUGUUUGGUUUUCACAAAUCAUCUGUGUGUGUGUGUAGUGGACAGAACUUUGCGUCAGCUCAAAUCAGGUUACUUCGCCUAUCGGCCAACACUUUGGUUAUUUCUGGGUUUUGACUCAUGGAGUUCUACAGAAAUGUUCCACAACAGCAGCUCAGAUCCAGUAGAUUUUUUUUCUUUCUAUGCUUGUCCGCUUUGAAAACAUCAAGUAGAUUUAUAAUUUUAAAAUUAUGCUUUUAAUUAGUGAAUUUAUAACAAAUAAAAGUACUUGUUUCUACAGAUUAUGUGGAAUUACAAAGUAACCUAAUGAGUCAAACAGAGAGAGGUUUCAGCUUUGAAGCCCAGGCUUCAGGAAUAGCCUUUAUAAUAUAAAUUUAUAUUUUUUCAAUAAUGAAAUCAAUAUUUGUAUCAAUAAUGAAAAGUUCAAAUGAAUUUUUUUUAUGGAAUAAAAAUAAAUUGAUUUUUUUGCUUAUGUUUCUAUUAUGUUUACAACAGUUUAAAUAAACUCAAAAUGGGAUUUUU